AUGAAGUUCAUGCAAGUCACUUCUCUCCUUACGCUGCUUGCAGCAUCGGCGUCAGCCUUGCCGACGUCCCCUGCUGCAGAUGCCCUGAACGCUCGCACGGCGGCGUUGAUGGGAGCUGCUAAGCGUGAAACGGAUAUCUACCAUGCGACAGCUAAGCGCUCUCCGGAGACCGAUAUCUACCAUGCUACAGCCAAGCGUCGUUCUCCUGAAACAGAUAUCUACCACGCCACUGCUAGGCGCCGAUCGCCAGAAACCGACAUCUACCAUGCCACUGCAAAACGUCGCUCUCCCGAGACUGACAUUUAUCACGCGACGGCUAAACGCUCAGCAGCUAAGCGCGAGACUGAUAUCUACCAUGCCACUGCCAAACGCUCUCCCAGCCCAGAGACCGACAUCUACCACGCCACCGCGAAGCGUCGUUAA
Cladophialophora psammophila CBS 110553 is the source of this 423-nucleotide messenger RNA. RefSeq lists its product as uncharacterized. The coding region runs from base 1 to 423 and encodes 140 amino acids. NCBI's taxonomy places the organism in Eukaryota, Fungi, Ascomycota, Eurotiomycetes, Chaetothyriales, Herpotrichiellaceae. The transcript has 2 exons. The record is from RefSeq and is a predicted model, not a curated record.